GCUGCUAAAUUGUGAAGUAUGCUGUAUUUAUAUUUAAUAACACUUUGUAUCUCAGUGACGCCCCUAUUGGGUUUCUCUUUGAUCGGCAUGUUACCGAACAGAUUGCUAAAAGGAUGUGAAAGAUACUGUUCUGGACAACAAAUUGGUAGCCCUGAGAACAAAUCGAACAAAUCGGAGAAAACCGAUACCCAAAUAGCAUGGGAAAGGAUUGAGAACCUAAUGUUGAUCCAACAGGACAAAUUUCAAGAGCUUGAAAGUAACGUAGUGAAGUCCAUUCUGGAGCUCAGCAAUUUAUUGCAGCAAAAAGUCAGUGGCGACCGAAGCAGUUCAGCAAAUAUUGAUGAUAAAUUGACUUUCAUACUCGACAAGGUGAUACAAAAAGAGACAAAAUGUCCGCAACAAGUGAAAGCGGAAGUGCGACCAGAAUUAUAUCGGCAAAUUGGAUCCAAUUACUAUUAUAUUGAAAACCAAGUUAAGCUAAGCUGGUUCGGUGCUGCUCACAGGUGUGUUGACCUAGGUGGUCAUUUGCUUAAUCUGAAAAAUCAGGCAGAAUAUGAUGCACUACGACAACAAUUGCAGCCAGAUCAAGACUAUUGGACUGAUGUCACAGAUCUUAAUGCAGAGAACGAAUAUGUCUCGCUAACAACUGGUCGGGUGGCAACAUUUUUAGUUUGGGCUCCUGGGGAGCCGAACCAUUUGAAUGCCAUCGAGAGAUGUGUCCAUAUCAAAGGGAGAGAACAGAAAAUGAAUGACAGACCAUGCAGCACUCCAUCUUACUUUGUGUGCCAGAUAUAAUCAUUUCGUAUCUAUUUGACUACGAUAUGGUUGUAGGACAGAAAUGUUAGCUAUAAGCAGAAUUUGUCAAUCAGAAUUUCCUUUCGUUUCGGUUCUGAUACAUUUUUUGUUGUACCGUCAUCUGGCAAAAAAUUGGUGAAAUAUAUCCUUGUGUCGAA
This is a messenger RNA of Drosophila grimshawi, 953 nucleotides long. Its product is annotated as accessory gland protein Acp29AB-like. Bases 19 to 795 code for a protein of 258 amino acids. Lineage: Eukaryota; Metazoa; Arthropoda; Insecta; Diptera; Drosophilidae. Gene Ontology annotation, molecular function: signaling receptor activity. The record is from RefSeq and is a predicted model, not a curated record. The transcript has 2 exons.